Molecule: messenger RNA, 678 nt
Organism: Papaver somniferum (opium poppy)
Lineage: Eukaryota; Viridiplantae; Streptophyta; Magnoliopsida; Ranunculales; Papaveraceae
Product: protein MAINTENANCE OF MERISTEMS-like
Exons: 2
Coding region: 1-678 (225 amino acids)
Source: RefSeq, a predicted model, not a curated record
AUGACAAUAACGCCGGAUGAUUCGAAGCAAAUCUUGGACUUAACCAUUGAGGGAAAAUCUUUUUAUGAAGGUUUUGACAAUAAUAUGAGUUGGGAAGACCUUUAUGUCCUUGUCAAAGACACACUUGGAUGGGAGAGAGCUGAGAUGGAGAAACAGUUUAAGUGGGUUGGUGGAGAUAAACCAGAUGAACCAAGAGAAGGUCCAUCUACACCUGUCAAGAAGAUAAUGUUGAAGAAUCUGAAAGAUAUGUUUGGAGGAACACGAAAGGCAGUGGAAGAACGUCGGGAGGUGAUAGAUGUAACAAGAGCUCGUCGUACAACCACCGCAUACCUAUUGCAUUCCCUUGGUACCAUAUUCUUUCCUGAUAACUCGGGGAACCGAGUAAAUGUGCACUAUCUACAAUGGUUAAAAAAUCUCCAGGAGACCAAAGAGUAUGCUUGGGGCACUGCCACCCUCGCUUAUUUACUUGAUUCUUUUCGAAAAGCUUCGAGGGUUGGAGCCACUGACCUUGCUGGGAAUGUUGGUCUUUUUCAGGCAUGGGUAUAUGACCACUUUCCGGGCAUGAUACCUUCUACAACUUGGUCAGACGAUGACGCUGGUCCUACAGGAAAAAAGUUUGUAUUCACUGGCACCCAAACAAAGCACAAAGAAGAUAAUAUAUCUACUUUAAGGUUGUAA